AACGGCAAACUAAUCUGAGAACAUUCUACAGCUUUUUCAUACACGCACACGUACGAACAAACAACACAGAAGCAUAUCGAUCAAAUUUUUACACUCAAAUCAAUCGCCAUUGAUCCUACACACAAUCCUCAUAGCUUCGUAACAAAAUACAAUCAGACAGAGAAUCAUAUUCGUGUAUAUAUUCACCUACAUCGAUGAUUUGGUUGAUUCUGACGCUACAUUGCAGUUUCUAGGGUUUCAUUCGCGAUUUUUGAAACAGAGACGUCAUCGAUUGAUACAAAUGACGUUGUUAAAGAAAUUGUGCUACAAGAAGCCGCCUGAUGGACUUCUCGAGAUUUCUGAACGAGUUUACGUCUUUGACUGUUGUUUCACUACUGAUGCAUGGGAUGAAGAAAAUUACAAAUGUUAUGUAGGAGACAUAGUAAAUAACCUUAAGGAUCAUUAUCCACACGCUUCAAUUCUCGUUUUCAAUUUUCGCGAAGGAGAUACAAAAAGCCAGCUAGCCUCCGCUUUAUCAAGUCACGAUAUGACCAUAGUGGAAUAUCCUCGUCACUACGAAGGUUGCCCAUUGCUCACUAUGGAAGCUAUCCACCAUUAUCUAAGAUCAUGUGAAAGCUGGCUUUCAUUCGGGGCACAAAACGUUCUUUUAAUGCAUUGUGAGCGUGGUGGUUGGCCCGUUCUGGCAUUCAUGUUGGCUGCACUAUUGAUUUACGGUAAAAUUUACUCCGAUGAAGCCAAGACAUUGGACAUGGUUUAUAAGCAAUCCUCUAGUGAGCUAUUACAUUGGUUUUCAGCGUUGAAUCCUAGACCCUCUCAAGUGAGGUAUUUGCAAUAUGUAUCGAGGAGAAAUGUGGCUACGGAAUGGCCACCGUUGGAUCGAGCACUCAGUUUGGAUUGUGUGAUGAUGACAUUGAUUCCCGAUGUUGAUGGAAACGGUGGUUGUUGUCCUGUAUUCAGUAUUUAUGGACAAGAUCCUUAUAUGCCUGGUGAUAAAACUACCAAACUUUUGUACACGACCCCGAAGAGGAGUAAGAAUGUUCGAUAUUACAAACAGGCAGACUGUGAAAUUGUUAUAAUAGACAUUGCUUGCCAUAUUCAAGGUGACAUUGUGCUGGAGUGUAUUAACUUGCAUGAUGAUUGGGAGCAUGAAAAUCUAAUAUAUCGUGCGAUGUUUAAUACAUCAUUUAUCAGAUCAAAUAUUUUGAUUCUUAAUCGUUAUGAAAUUGACGUACUGUGGGAUGCUAAGUAUCAGUUCCCUGAUGACUUCAAGGCUGAGUUUCUUUUCUCGGAAAUGGAUUCUGCAGCUUCUAUAGUACCUGUGGAUUCAUACUUUUUUCAGAAAUCAGAGGGUCUCCCUAUUGAAGCAUUUGAUACAGUCCAAGAAAUGUUUAAUAGUGUGGAUUGGCUAGACCCUAAAAGUGAUGCUGCAUUUGAUAAAGAUCGUAUUGGACCAUUAAAACAUGAUCCAGCGAGCCCUAAAGAGAAGCCCGUUAAUUCACAAACAUCAUUAGAUAGUUCAACAAGUUCUAUCUCUUCUUCUACCCCUGAACCUGUGCAUCCAUACCUUCUUGGAAAGCAAGUUACUGGUGAUAAAGAAUCUCUGUUGACCAAGUCUGACCAGUCUUUACAUAAACCGUUAGAUAUUGAGGUUAGAAUGCGUCCUGCUGAAUCAACUUCUCAAAUGGGUUCUCCAACUCGGUCUAUAUUCGUUCAGCCUAGUCCGCGGUUAAAGAACGUUGAUACUAAGGUGGGACCUUCUACAUCAUCUAGAGAGGAGCAAUCUCCUGCACCACAAACAGCACGCACACCACGCACACCAGGCGGUUCACUAGUGUCUCCACCACCGUCUCCUCCAACUCCACCAGGAAGAGAGAAGUUAGCAAUGGGCGAUGGGCCCACUCCACCAUGGUCGCCUACAAAAGAGACAACUAAUCGACCACCAUCACAACCGCUAUCACCACCUCCUAUAACCGCACCUACGAAAGAGAAGACUGCUCCACCGUCACAACCAGUAUUACCACCUUCUACAACUGCACCCACGAAAGAGAAGAACGCUCCACCGUCACAACCAAUAUCACCACCCCCUACAACUGCAUCUACAAAAGAGAAGACAACUCCACCACCAUCACAACCGGUAGCACCACCUCCUACAACAGCACCUACAAAAGAGAAGAGCGCUCCGCCACCAUUGCAACCGCUAUCACCACCUCCUGUAACUGCACCUACGAAAGAGAAGACCGCUCCACCACCAUCACAACCAGUAUCACCACCGCCUACAACUGCACCUACGAAAGAGAAGAACGCUCCACCACCGUCACAACCGGUAUCACCAACUCCUACAACUGUACCUACGAAAGAGAAGACGACUCCAGCAGCAGCACAACCACUGCCAGCGGUACCGCCAUCACAACCAGUAUCACCACCUCCUACAACUGCACCUACAAAAGAGAAGCCAGAAACCAAAGCUGGAUCCUAUACACCAACACCACCACCACCAGCGCUACCGCCACCUCCUCCAACAAUAUCUCUAAAAGAGAUACCAACAAAGAUAGGUGGUCCCACUCCACCACCACCACCGCCGCCGCCAUUUGGUUCACCAUCACCAGCGCCACCACCACCUCCCCCUGCUCCCAGCUCCGCAUCUCCACACCCCCCACCACCCCCUCCUCCUGGGGGCGGUGUUCCACCACCACCUCCUCCUGGGGGCGGUGUUCCACCACCACCACCACCAUCAAGAGGAGGGUUGCCCGGAGCUCCAGCUCCACCACCACCAUUAGGAAGGGGGCGCGGUCUAUCACCGGCAAUGUCAAGAAACCAAAAUGCAAAGAAACUUAAGCCUUUACAUUGGUUAAAGUUAACAAGGGCAGUACAAGGAAGCUUGUGGGCUGAAACAUCAAAAUCUGGUGAAGCUGUGAAGACACCAGAGAUUGAUAUAUCAGAACUUGAGAAUCUAUUCUCAGCUGCAAAUCCCAAUGCAGAUAAGGGGGCUGCAAAAUCAAAAUCUGCAGCAAAAGCUAAUAAGCCUGAAAAAGUGCAACUGAUUGAUCAUCGGCGCGCAUACAACUGUGAAAUCAUGCUCUCAAAGGUGAAGAUACCAUUGCAUGAACUUAUGGAUUAUGUCCUUGCUUUAGAUGAAUCAGCACUGGAUGCUGAUCAGGUGGAAAACCUUAUAAAGUUUUGUCCUACAAAAGAAGAGAUGGAAACGCUAAAGGGCUACAAAGGAGAGAAGGAUAAAUUGGGAAAAUGUGAACAGUUCUUCAUGGAGCUAAUGAAAGUUCCACGUACAGAAGCUAAGCUCAGAGUUUUCUCUUUCAAGUUACAGUUUGGAUCACAGGUUUCUGAUCUUAGGAAGAGCUUAAACGCAGUAAAUUCAGCAGUGGAUCAGGUCAGGAAUUCCUGUAAAUUCAAGAGAGUCAUGCAAACAAUUCUCACUCUUGGAAAUGCUUUAAACCAGGGAACCGCAAGAGGGUCUGCUGUUGGGUUCAGAUUGGAUAGUCUCCUCAAACUUACAGAUACCCGUGCAAGGAACACCCGAAUGACUCUCAUGCAUUAUCUUUGUAAGGUGCUUGCUGACAAACUACCAGAACUUCUAGAUUUUUCCAAGGAUCUUAACAGUUUGGAACCUGCAUCAAAGGUACAACUGAAAUAUUUGGCUGAGGAAAUGCAAACUAUUAGCAAAGGACUUGAGAAAGUUGUCCAGGAAUUGUCCACAGCUGAAAACGAUGGACCCGUCUCUGAAAAAUUUCGAAUAGCAUUGAAGGAAUUCCUUUGUUCAGCAGAAAGUGAAGCAAGGGCCUUGGCCUCACUCUACUCAUUGGUGGGUAAAAAUGUCGAUGCUCUAAUUCUUUACUUCGGGGAGGAUCCAGCCCGUUGCCCAUACGAGCAUGUUGUUUCAACUUUGAGGAACUUUGUGAGAUUGUUCAAUCAAGCACAUGAAGAAAAUCUCAAGAAGAUAGAGGCCGAUAAGAAGAAGGCAGAGAAAGAGAAGGAAUCCUCAAAUGAAAUGUCGAAAAAUGAUUCCAAAACCGAGUUAGAAAAUACGAAAAAAUCUUUUGUCAAAACUGUAGAAUAAUAAACUCUCUUUUCUUUUUAUUUUUCCCACUUUAUUCAUUCUUUUUUAGUGGGAAUAAAAAAGGCUCUGUCGCCUAUACGUAUAUCAACCGUGUAAAGUUGUAUACUAUCACUGUUUCUGCUUCAACAUUUUUGAUCA
This is a messenger RNA of Helianthus annuus (common sunflower), 4210 nucleotides long. Its product is annotated as formin-like protein 13. The coding region runs from base 281 to 4072 and encodes 1263 amino acids. NCBI's taxonomy places the organism in Eukaryota, Viridiplantae, Streptophyta, Magnoliopsida, Asterales, Asteraceae. The record is from RefSeq and is a predicted model, not a curated record. The transcript is spliced from 17 exons.